This is a messenger RNA of Sardina pilchardus (European sardine), 2182 nucleotides long. It is a transcript of the gene eif4h, whose product is annotated as eukaryotic translation initiation factor 4h. The record is from RefSeq and is a predicted model, not a curated record. Lineage: Eukaryota; Metazoa; Chordata; Actinopteri; Clupeiformes; Clupeidae. Bases 78 to 875 code for a protein of 265 amino acids. The transcript is spliced from 9 exons. Gene Ontology annotation, molecular function: RNA binding.
CAGGACUACUAUAACGUACGCUAUAUUGGAGGUCCUUACCUAUCAGACUUGCUUUCUCCUGGAUAGCAAGCACUGCAAUGGCGGAUUACGAUAACUACGAUGACCGGGAUCGGGCUUAUGGUAGCUUUGGCGGCGGAAGAGGACCCCGAGGUGGUGGCGGACCAGGAGGCCCCCGCAAGCAGAAGGAGCUCCCGACAGAGCCGCCCUACACCGCCUACGUGGGCAACCUCCCCUUCAACACCGUGCAGGGCGACAUCGACGCCAUCUUCAAAGACCUCAGCGUCAGGAGCGUGCGGCUCGUCCGCGACAAAGAGACAGACAAAUUCAAAGGUUUUUGUUAUGUAGAGUUUGACGACUUGGAAUCCCUCAAAGAAGCUUUGACGUACGAUGGUGCACUUCUGGGAGAUCGGUCACUGCGGGUGGACAUCGCCGAGGGCCGAAAGCAGGAACGAGGAGCCGGAGGCUUUGGCUUCCGAAAAGAUGACAGAGGGCGCGGAGCAUCGCGUGGCGGUCCCAGAGGAGGUUCCCGGGACGACUUCGAAGGAGGAGGAGGAGGAGGAGGAGCAGGCUUUAGAGAGGACGACUUCAUGGGUGGGAGGAGUCGAGGAGGCGGACGCCCUGGCAUGGACCGGAGAGGGGGCGGAGGAGGAGGAGGAGGAGGAGGAGGAGGAGGUGCCGGCGGCGCUCCCAUGGGGCGCUUCAGGGACGGACCUCCUCGAGGAGGCCCGACGGACUUCAGAGAACCCUCUGAUGAGGAGCGAGCACAGAGGCCCAGGCUACAGCUGAAGCCGCGCACGGUUAGCGAACCACUAAACCAGGUGGCCAACCCCAACUCGGCUAUCUUCGGCGGCGCCAAGCCGCGGGAGGAGAUCUAGUACUCAAGAUUCGGCCCCUCCUACCUUGUGUGAGUCAUGAACUAAUGUAUCCAUGUGGCUGCGUUAUUCCGGAGGGCUAUGCUGGAUCUACGGGCUUGGUUCACCAAAAAUCUUUCAAAGAAACGAGACGUCUUCCCAAAGAAAACAGAAAAAACAAAAGCUGCCGGGGCAGCAGGGUGCUGGGCCUCUCUCUCUCCUCCCUGAAUGCCAACGCAAGCAAAAACAAAAUAAUCAAUAAAAAAAAUAAACCAGGCCUGACCCGAUUGGCUAUGGAGACGUUGGACCGUGGGAUUGUGGGAAACUGAGUCCCAGGUUUAUCUUCACCCUGCAUGCCCCUUCUUUGGGAACCCCCCCCCCCCCCCUCUCUCGCCAGACCUUAACUAAACUCAGAAGACAGUGGCUGCAGUGUCCCUCGGUUGCCUUUGGGUAAGGACUGUAUCAAGUGUAAUGUGUUUCUUUCUUUCCCAAGGCAUUGUUUUUUUGUGCAUGGUUAAAAAAGAGAAAAGAAAAAAAAAAGAGAAAAGAAAAGACGAAAAAGUCUGUUUGCGUAGUUCAUAGACACUCAGUCAUGGUGGUGUCUCUUUAAACGUUGAACUAAAUUUCUUCUAUUUGUGAAAUGAAACAGUUUUCCCUCUUUAAUCAUUUCCCACUGUCUGAACAGUUAAAUACUUUUCAAAUCAGAAGAAAAAAAAAUCUGAGCCUGAAUCAUUUUGUUGCAUUGUGUAAUUUCUGGCGUAACCUCUUGAAAGAUUUUUUGACCUAAGUCUGUUAAAUACCAGCAGAAAAAAUGCUUUCUGUAAUAAUCACUCCACACACACAUACCCACCCACCCACCCGCCCAGCCCUUCCCCUUCCCCAUCCUCAAUAGGAGCAACAUGAAUGCACCCUAGGAUUGACAUGGCCGCACCACGGGCUAAACAGCUACGUCUUUGUCGACCAACAUUCUACUUCCACGGCUUGAUGGUUAUGUACUUAAUACUUCAAAACAGUGAAAUAAUAAAUACCGCUCACUUAACAGUCAAAUGCUUUAUACAUAGGAAGCUUGUUGAACAAAGAUCAACCGCUCUCACAUGUCAAACUAAGGUGACAGGCGCUUUGUCUGUCCAAUAGAAGAUUAGCGUAGAAAUCUCGAGAGAGAGACCCAUGUGCCGCAACCAUUUUAUUUACAUUUUAUUGGACAUGAGAUGGAGAACGUGACACCCUUUUCUUACUGUAUUAUAGAAAGAACAGCUGUUUUUAUUCUUUCUUUUUUGUUGUUGUUUUCAUUAUUUCCUACACUGUUUAUGGCAAUAAAAUGUAUCAUCUUA